GGAUCUCCCAUUACAUUUUUGUCCUGCACCCGGAUUCUUUUUUUCGAUAAACAUCUUCAGCAAUAACACUCCACUUGAUCGAUUUAUACCCCGCGAUAUCCACCAUGUCUCUUGCUUUCCGCCGUGGAAUCUCUACUCUCAUCCCUCCGAAGGUUGCCUCGCCAUCGGUGAAUCGGAGCUGCGAAGGAUGCCUCCCGAAUGGCCCGUGUUGUAGAUUUCUACGGCAAGCUCCCAAGAGGUCCGGCGCCGGAGGUGAAGCCCACGGGCCCAUUCGAGAGAUACCAGGCCAGGUAUUUUGGGAAGAACCCAAGCGGCAUGCCUAUUGUUCAUGUCAUCGGGUUUCUCAUUGCGGCAAGCUCAACCCUGGAUAUGGCCAGGCAUACUACUUCCAUCUCCGCCACCACAAGAACAAUGCUCAUUAAUUGCUGGAGGGCGCAUAUAAGAACAUAUCCACUUGUAGGCUCAGGGGCGAUUACUUUUGUACUUAAAAAACGGUAGUUUGGGCACGUAUUAGUGGAAUACGAAGAGAGCUCUAGACCAG
This is a messenger RNA of Tuber melanosporum (Perigord truffle), 541 nucleotides long. RefSeq lists its product as uncharacterized. The coding region runs from base 105 to 422 and encodes 105 amino acids. The transcript is spliced from 6 exons. NCBI's taxonomy places the organism in Eukaryota, Fungi, Ascomycota, Pezizomycetes, Pezizales, Tuberaceae. Gene Ontology annotation, biological process: proton motive force-driven ATP synthesis. The record is from RefSeq and is a predicted model, not a curated record.